Molecule: messenger RNA, 1372 nt
Organism: Rhododendron vialii
Lineage: Eukaryota; Viridiplantae; Streptophyta; Magnoliopsida; Ericales; Ericaceae
Product: NDR1/HIN1-like protein 13
Exons: 1
Coding region: 324-1118 (264 amino acids)
Cellular component (GO): plasma membrane
Source: RefSeq, a predicted model, not a curated record
AUUUAAGAGAUAAGAAAAAAAAAAACUCUAAAAAUAAUCAACCUGAUUAGUCCACGGGUGGAGAGUGGAGAGAGAGAGAGAGAGAGAGAGAGAGAGAGGAGCCUCAUCCACUUUUGGUGAGGUGGAGGCAUCCCUUGUAGGUAGGGAGUUUCUUUCUCUCUCUGUCUCACUUGCUUUGCUUUCUAUUCCUCUCCCACCCACAAAUAUCUCUAUUACUCUCCAUACUGACACACCGACGCACUUAACCUUUCCCAAUUCCUCUCCUUCCGCUUGAUGUUCUUUGUCAUUUCCUCUUCCAACUCUACCCCCAAACCUUCCAAAACAUGACAGACAGAGUCUACCCCUCAGCCAAGCCCACCUCCACAACCACCAACGGAACUGCCACCACCACUACAACCCCACCACCUCCCAAAUCCCACCUCUACAAUCCCACCCGCCACCCCUACCGCCCCCAACCCCGUCCCCACCGCCGCCGCAGCCGCCGAAGCUGCCUCUGCCUCUGCUGCUUCUGGUCCGUCCUCCUCCUCAUCCUCCUCCUCCUCGUCGCCGCCAUCGCCGCCUGCCUCCUCUACGUCCUCUACAACCCCCGCCGCCCCUCUUUCUCCGUCGCUGCCAUCAGAGUGUCCCAACUCAACCUCUCCACCUCCGCCGCCGACGACACCACCCACCUCACCUCCACCCUCAACCUCACCAUCACCUCCAAAAACCCCAACAAGAAGAAACUCACCUACACCUACGACCAAAUCUCCAUCACUGCUCUAUCGAACGGCGUCAUAAUCGCAACUGGGUCCUUCCCGUCUUUCGCAAGUGACCCGAAAAACACGACGGCUCUCCGAUCUACCUUAUCCACCGUCGGCGAACUGGUCGACGCCGAGUCGGUGAGUUCGCUCAGGUCGGAUCUGAAGAGGAAAAAUGGGUUUCCGUUGGAGAUAGUGAUGGACACGAAAGUGGUGGUGAAAUUAGAGAAAGUGAAGAGUAAGAAGCUGGGGAUCAGGGUGACUUGCGAUGGCAUUCGUGGGUUUGUUCCUCCGAAGGGUAAGGCUUCAUCGCCUGAUUCUACUUCUGAUGCUAAAUGUAAGGUUGAUCUCCGGAUCAAGAUCUGGAAAUGGACCUUCUGAUUUCAGAGCAUUCUCUCAAUUCAGUUGGUUUUACUGCAUCUUUUUCUUUUUUUUCUUUAUUUUUUUUCUGGGAUUUGUGAACUUUUUAUUUUGGAUUUUAGGAGAAUUAAGAGGAAAAGGAGGGUGGGAUUUAUAAGUUUUUAUUUGUCGGUCAUGUUAGGUACUAUUACAUAAAGUUUAGUGGUGAAGUGUAUUUGGAUCAUUUGGUACUGAAGUGUGAUAAUUACCAUGGAAGGAUUUAUAUUUCAGGUUCA